UUCUGUCUGUCAAAUUAUUUAGCUAGCCAAUGUUAGCCAGUUAGCUGGGAUGACACCCAAAGGAAUGGAGAGCAGCUGAGCAGUUUCUGCGAAAACUACACAGGGACACGCGUUAACGUCGCUGUUAAAGGGACUUUUACAGCUCUCUAGCAAAUACGCAGCGGAUGGCCCGGACUGCUCUUGGACUUACAUAAAAAGAGGGACACCAUUGUGAGCCUCUGAAUGAGUAAUGAACCUAAACCCCUUCUGGAGCAUGUCUGCCAAUACAAGUCGUAAGCAGAGAUCUGACAACGAGGAACAGAGUGGGCACGGGGAGCAGAGAGCCAGUCCGGCUCGGCUGUCCUUUGGCAAAAAGCAGCUUCCACCCAUUCCUAAGAAUGCAACCCCCAUUACCAAGCCUGCGUCAUUGGGCACCCCACCCCAGUUGACCAAUGGCACACACGCCUCCUAUGGCCCCUUUUACCUGGAGUACUCUCUGCUGGCUGAGUUCACACUAGUGAUUAAACAGAAGCUCCCUGGAAUUUAUGUCCAGCCGUCCUACAAAUCGGCACUAAUGUGGUUUGGGGUCAUAUUCAUCAGACAUGGCUUGUACCAGGAUGGAGUCUUCAAAUUCACAGUGUAUAUUCCAGAUAAUUAUCCAGAUGGGGAGUGUCCAAAAUUAAUAUUUGACAUCCCAGUCUUCCAUCCUCUUGUUGACCCUGUGUCAGGAGAGCUUGAUGUGAGAAGAGCUUUCACUAAAUGGAGACGGAAUCACAACCACAUCUGGCAAGUCCUGAUGUACGCACGUACAAUUUUCUACAAGAUCAAUACAACGGAACCACUCAACCCAGAGGCUGCUGUGCUGUGAGUAUCUGAUCCUCCUUUCAGUUGUUUUAUCUAAUCCC
Molecule: messenger RNA, 884 nt
Organism: Micropterus salmoides (largemouth bass)
Lineage: Eukaryota; Metazoa; Chordata; Actinopteri; Centrarchiformes; Centrarchidae
Product: AKT-interacting protein-like
Exons: 7
Coding region: 230-847 (205 amino acids)
Source: RefSeq, a predicted model, not a curated record